AUGGAUCGUCUGACGGUUAUAGACUGGGCGCCCGCACGCGCAACCGCCAUACCGCCCGCUCAGUCAUCUGUUGUUGUUGUUGUCCCGACUCCAACGGCCGCCGCCAUCACGAAUCCGCGCGCGCACGCAGCUGGGCCAUCAGCUCACACCUCCACGACCCCCCGGCCUGCCUCCGCUACACGACGUCGUCCGGCCGCCACGCCUGUUAUCACUGGUAUCUCGGGCGCGUCUUAUCGGACAUUCGACCGUGAUAACGCGUGCCCGCCGCCUACUGCACUAUCGCGGCAAUACAAUACGGAGAACAGCGGCAGAAACAUUAAGCGUAAAAAGGCUCGCAUGCAAUCGGUUAGUACGCCAGGCUUUACCGAAUUACAAUCUACGCACAAACGCACGACGGUAUGGUAUUUCAGAAAAAAUAUCGAAAACGUAAAGAGUUAUCGCGCAUUUCUCCAUUCGAUAGAGUCGGAAUUAAUAGUGAAAUUACGCGAAUGCGUGAUAAGCCAUCCGAUUAAAUAUAACCUUAAGUUAGAGGCCACCUACGCAGUGCCUAACGUGGAAAACACCAACGAAAACCGUGCUUUCAAGUCAUCGGCCCGAGAGUUGUACUCGUACAGCGACGUCGAGGGUGUGGUAGAUCGCGAUUUUACGGCACUUCUCGCCGAGGAGGACAGUUACGCGGGCAAGAACAGCGGCUUCGCCCUAUCGUGCAUUGACGGGAUGCUUUUGGGGGUUUACGAGUACUCGCCCAUGGGUGGCUCGUCAUACUUACCACUCCCGCCGAGCAUCGCAGAUCGAAAGGCCGUAAUAAACCCUCAAAACAUAGAUCUAGAAUGUUUUAAGUGGGCGAUUUUGGCAAAGCAUGUGCCCCAUGUUAACCGUACCAAAGUAGGCGCGAAUUAUUUCUGCGAAGAGCACCGUUACGACUUUUCCACGUUAUCCGUCCCCACGCCCGUAUCGGAAAUAAAAUUAUUCAAGCGAGCGAAUCCAGGUACUUCAAUUAACGUUUACGGCGUGAGAAAAUGCAUAAAUAAUAAAAAUAAAAAAUCUACGACGGAAUCGGCGGCGUAUCCACUGCGGGUGGUCGAUGACGAACUACCGGAUCAUUUCGACUUACUGUUGAUCACCGGCUCGGGGGAAAAAAGUCACUACACCUAUGUGUCAAAUUUUUCGAGACUCGCUAGCAUGCAGAAAAAUAGUCGCGAACAUCGAUUAUUUUUUUGCAAAAAGUGUUUCACCAGUUUUGACGACCUACCUUUGCGAUAUAAAUUGCACGGCGAGGAGGCGUUGGCACGUCAUCGUUUAGUCUGCGGUACCCACAAACCCAUAUUGCCUAUAUUGCCGCCGGAAGGGAGCACGCUCGAGUUCACCGCGUUGUGUAAAACGCAACGCGUGCCGUUCGUCAUGUACGCCGACUUUGAGGCCCUUCUCGUGAAAUCUGCGCAGCGAUACGGUGACAAUACCGAAGCGUUGCACACGCAUCAGCCGAUGAGCUAUGGGUUUAUGGUUGUCGCUGCGGACGGUGUACCUGCACAGCUGAUGGAGCUGACAUCCCGUUCGACAUCCCGCGGACUCCGAUCAUUUUUCGCGGCUCAGAGACCGUGGACGAUGUGGCCAAGCGAUUCGUCGUAG
Molecule: messenger RNA, 1629 nt
Organism: Metopolophium dirhodum (rose-grain aphid)
Lineage: Eukaryota; Metazoa; Arthropoda; Insecta; Hemiptera; Aphididae
Exons: 2
Coding region: 1-1629 (542 amino acids)
Source: RefSeq, a predicted model, not a curated record